AUGCCGAAACUGUCCAAAAAUGCCAAAAAUGUCAAAAAUGCCAAAAAUGCCAAAAAUGCCAAAAAUGCCGAAAUGUCAAAACUGACAAAAAUGCCAAAAAAUGCCGAAACUGUCCAAAAAUGCCAAAAAUGCCAAAAAUGCCAAAAUGUCAAAACUGACAAAAAUGCCAAAAAAUGCCAAAACU
Entrophospora sp. SA101 is the source of this 184-nucleotide messenger RNA. NCBI's taxonomy places the organism in Eukaryota, Fungi, Glomeromycota, Glomeromycetes, Entrophosporales, Entrophosporaceae. The record is from the annotation of a GenBank genome assembly.